AACUGAACCGUCCUUACGAAAAACGUCUGGUCCAAAAACCCCUGCUAACCACCAGAUAAACACAGCAAGACAAAGACAACCCUCCUUGAACUUAGCUCCCGUUAUCACCACCAGUCACAGUAAACCACCAUGGGUACCACCGCCACAACCACCACUCGCUUCCCAUUCUCCCUCCCACCCCCUAAAUCCUAUCCUCCACACAACCACCACCACUCCAAAGUCUCCAUCUUGACUCCCACUAUAACCCCCACUUUGAGACUCCAAGCUAUGGGAGCUGGCGACAAGUUAGGUGAAUUUGGUGCUAGAGACCCUUUUCCUGCUGAAAUAGAAAGUGGGUUUGCUGAGAAAGUGUUAGGAAAUGGUAAUACUGAACAUAAGAUUCUCAUUCCUACUGUUUCUGCUCUUUCUCUUUCUCAGCAAGAGUGUACUCCUAUAUCUCCUUUGCAAGAUCCCAUGUCUAAAGAUGAUGCUCAAAAACUGUUAAAGAAGGUUCUAGGCUGGAGACUCCUGGAUGAAGAAGGUGGACUGAAACUGCAAUGCUUGUGGAAGUUGAGAGAUUUUAAAUGUGGGGUUGAGCUUGUCAAUAGAAUUUACAAAGCUACAGAAUCAUGUGGCCAUUUCCCAAAUGUGCACUUGGAACAGCCCAAUCAAGUUAGAGCUGAACUAUGGACUGCAUCCCUUGGUGGCUUGAGUUUGAAUGAUUUCAUUGUCGCGGCCAAGAUUGAUGAGAUUAAGACAUCUGACCUUGUCCCUAAAAAAAGAGUCUGGGCAUAGUUGGAUUUUUCUUGUAAGCUUUCCUGAAGGAACCUGAGAGAUCGGUCUCUUAAUAAGUUGGUGUUUCAGAAUCCAACAACAGUCUACAGAGGCCUCAUUUUUCCACAAUUCAUGAAGAGAACUCACUCAGCUUUUUCCUCAGUCCUUGUGUAUAUGAAUUUUUAUUCAUUCAGAAUUUAUGAUUUUCUUGAUCCUUCUACGUUCACUUCUGAUAUACAAUCAAUUAAGUUGCAAUCUGCAAAACUACCUUCCAUUUGUGUUCUAA
Messenger RNA from Populus trichocarpa (black cottonwood), 1039 nucleotides. RefSeq names its product probable pterin-4-alpha-carbinolamine dehydratase, chloroplastic. Gene Ontology annotation, cellular component: plastid. The transcript is spliced from 3 exons. Bases 130 to 774 code for a protein of 214 amino acids. Lineage: Eukaryota; Viridiplantae; Streptophyta; Magnoliopsida; Malpighiales; Salicaceae. Gene Ontology annotation, molecular function: 4-alpha-hydroxytetrahydrobiopterin dehydratase activity. The record is from RefSeq and is a predicted model, not a curated record. Gene Ontology annotation, biological process: tetrahydrobiopterin biosynthetic process.